AUGAUGGAGGAGAUAUUCAUCCAUAGGAUUCUUGCUUUGUUUCCAAAUGCUGUAGCUCGUAAAUUUCUGCUGACGUUGAUGUUUAUCUUAGUUUUCUGGGUCAUUUACUUCUCUUCCAAAGACCUUGAAAAGUUCUUGGUCAGCUUGAGAAACCCUAUCACUCUGAAUCAUUGGAACACCUUCAGAAAGUCCUUCUACCCAGAAGUACCACCCGAUCCAGAAUUUUCACCAACAGAGACUGAGCUGAGAAUAAAGGGGGUCAUGGAGAAACUAGACCAGCUGAGCUCCACCACCAGCACCACACACAGCAAAGCCACCCUCCUCAGCCCUCAAGACACAUACUGCAGGGGGGAUCAGCUAGACGUCCUGCUGGAGGUGAGGGACCACUUGGGACGCAGGAAGGAAUAUGGCGGGGAUUCCCUGAGGGCCAGGAUGUCCUCCCCAGCCCUGAAGGCAGGCGCUUCGGGAAAGGUGACAGACUUCAACAAUGGCACCUACCUUGUCAGCUUCACCCUGUUCUGGGAGGGUCGGGUGUCUCUGUCUCUCCAGCUCAUCCUCCCCAGAGAAGGUGUGUCGGCUCUCUGGAGGGCAAGGAAGCAAGGCUAUGACAGGGUGAUCUUCACAGGCCAGUUUGCCAGGGGCACCUCCCGGGUCCUCUCUAAAUGUGGCCUGACCCUCCACUCGAGUGCUGAACUGUGCGAGUACCUGCACUAUUGCGACCAGGAAGCCUUCUAUUGCGUGAAACCUGCACACGUUCCCUGUGAGGCACUGACCCACGUGACCACCAGGAAUGCAAGCAUUUCCUAUCUUAGAGAGAAAGAAUGGAUCCUUUGCCGCAGGUCCAACAUGGGGCUUGAAAUAAUGAAGGACUUUACCUCCAUCGAGGUCUUGCCGUGUAACAAGUCUAUUAACAUAGAAACAAAAUGUCAGCUUGGCAGGAAGACUCCUUUUCCCAGUGGUUAUACUGUGAAAAGAAGGUGGAUUGCAGCAUUUUGCAAACAGAUCGAGUUAAAUGAAACAAAAAAUAUAAAUGACUGCUUGAAGAGAAAACUAAUUUACCUCAUGGGAGAUUCAACACUGCGUCAGUGGAUUCACUACUUACAAAAAGUGGUAAAAACCUUAAAAUGUUUUGAUCAUCAUGGAGCUGCGAUCUUUAAAACACAUGUGCUUCUGGAUGCUGAAAGACAUAUUUUGAUUCAGUGGAAAAAGCAUGGUCAUCCAUUUAUUACCAAAAAUCUGUUCUCAGUGAAGGAUGAAAAUUAUAUCCCACGGGAAAUUGACCAGGUAGCAGGAGACAAUGACACAGCCAUUGUCAUCACUCUCGGUCAGCACUUCAGACCCUUCCCCAUCAAAAUCUUUAUCCGUAGGGCCAUCAAUGUUCAAAAGGCCAUUGAAUGUCUAUUCUUGCGAAGCCCAGAGACCAAGGUGAUCCUGAAAACUGAAAACACCAGGGGGGUGUCUCAAAAUGCAGAGAUGUUUAGUGACUUUCAUGGUUAUAUUCAGAAUCUUACCAUGAGGGAUAUUUUUGUGGAUCUCAACGUGGAUAUUAUUGAUGCCUGGGACAUGACUAUUGCAUAUAACACUGAUAAUGCUCAUCCACCUGAUUAUGUGAUUGGAAAUCAGAUUAACAUGUUCUUAAACUACAUUUGCUAGAGGAAAAAUACAAAAAAAGCCAGUACCAGCCAUUCUCUAUAGAUGACCUCACUUAUACUGCAAGGAUAGUUUAAUGAAAUCCAAGGUAGGAGGAAACAAAAUAAAAAUAAUUACUGUUAAAAUAUACGUAACAUAAAAAUUACCAUUUAAACCAUUUUAAGUGUACAAUUCAGUGGCAUUAAUGACAUUCACAAUAUUGUGCAACCACCAUCUAGAUCUAUCCCCAGAAUUUUUCAUCAUCCCAAGCAGAAACUUUGUAUCCAUUGAACAAUAAUUCCCCUCCCCCUAGGCAACCACCAUUCUACUUUCUGUCUUUAUGAAUUAAACCAUCCUAGGUAGCUCAUAUAAGUGGAAUUGUAUAGUAUUUGUCCUUUGUACUGGCUUAUUCCACUUAGUAUAAUGUCUUUAAGGUUCAUCCAUGUUGUAGCAUAUGUCAGAAUUCCCUUCCUUUUUUAAAGCUGAAUAAUAUUCCAUUGCAUUAUAUAUAUAUCACAUUUUGUUUAUCCAUUCAUCUGUUGGUGGACACUUGGGUUGUUUCCUUCUUUUGGAUAUUGUGAAUAAUGCUGCUAUGAAGAGGAAACCAGAUUUGAAGGAUUGUUUCCAGUCCUGAGUAUGAUGACAGAACAGCAAAACAUCAUCAUUCAUAGUUUGAUUUUAAGAAAUGUAAGGCCUGGAAAGGAGCAGUCUAAAUGAUUCAAGUUUAGAGAAAAUGUGAAAUGUAGGAGAAAACUUAGUGAAAUAAUAGCAGUCUUUGUGCUUAAGAUAAUUAUUUGAAAUUUGGUAAACAGUUGUUCUCUAGAUUUCAGUAAGAAUCAAGGAACAUAGUCUAAACCCACAAACUCACUGAGACAAACCAACUAGUAUUAUGUCAAUGUACAGACCCUACAACCCUGGUUCUUGCUGACCUUACAAGUAUGAGAUGAGAUCCCCUCCAGAGGACCUCAAAUGACUUUAUAAGCUUUGUCUCUAAACUGUCCUCUCAGAAUAAAAGUAUCCUCCAUUUCCAUUAAUAUAUUUGAGGUCACAAGAGUGGAAAUAUUGUUACUCCAGGGUGAUUUCUUUGUUUGGACUGUGUUUCUUAGGGAGAGGAAGUGAAAUUAUAGUACUGUAACAACAGAAUAAAGGUCAAUCCAUACAGCUUAGGACCAGGCUCCUCUAAAUAAGGGAACACACAUUAGAAAUCUUUUCUUUUGGUUCUAAUUCUUCGCAUAGGAAACUUUCAAAAUAAAUCUAAUCGUUCUUCCAAUCAUUGCGCUCUUAAAUGCUUAUAUGACUUACCAUUGUCCCACCAAAGUUACCUUAAGUUCGUUUAACCUAGUUCUGAGUUGAUAGAGUUUCCAGUUUUGUUACCAUUACUCUUCUCUGAUUGCACUGAAGUGUGUCUGUGUCAUUCCACAGCAUGCCUUCUACCCCAUCUCUCUCCUCAACAAAUUGAAUGCUCUAAUUUAAAUGUGAUCGAUCAGCAUCAAAAAAUGAGGGUCUAUUACUUCACUUGUUCUAAAGCUGAACUGUACAAUCUUAUAGCCAUUAGUCACAUGUGGCUCUUUAAAUUAAAAUUAAAUUAAAUUAAAAAUCAUUUCCUUGGUUGCGUUAAUCACAUUUCAUGUUCAGUAGCCACAUGUGGCUAGUGGCGCUGUACUGACAGCACAAUAUUUACUUUCAUUUGUUUCUGGAGACUAUUUUUUAAUGUUUUGUUGUAGUAUUUGAAUGUGUUUUUAAUAAUAAGGCCGAUGAUAUAUUGUAGAUUUUUACGGUGAGUAAAAAAAUUAUCAAAUGUUGCUAAGUGUCAAACUCUUGACUUUUAAGCCAUUUUCUUCUGGUUCAGUCUUUCAAAGAAAUCCUGGUAUCUAUAUAGUUCAUAAUGCUUUGGCCUUGAAGUGAUAGCCUCAGAUUAUUGUAGAUAUUGACUAUGUUGCUUGUGUAUUUACAAGACUUGAGCAAGCCAUUUGAAAUGUAAAGAUGUUCUUUACUGGUAUCAUCAAGCCUC
Balaenoptera acutorostrata (minke whale) is the source of this 3640-nucleotide messenger RNA. RefSeq names its product neurexophilin and PC-esterase domain family member 2 (gene NXPE2). The record is from RefSeq and is a predicted model, not a curated record. Lineage: Eukaryota; Metazoa; Chordata; Mammalia; Artiodactyla; Balaenopteridae.